CACACACACACAAUCAAGCAAAGAUAAAUACGGAGCACUGUUAUGACGAAUCUUCAGGCUCUCUGUUUGUUGCCAAUUUUGGCCCUGGCAAACAUGUUUGUCAAGAUAAGUGGAUCAAGCUCUAUUCACCCAGAGCUGACAGGUCCUGACAUGGCCUACCUUAACUCCAGAGUGGUCUUCAACUGUAGUACACCCAACUACCCGCUGCCAGUCACCUAUGAGUUGAUAAGGGACAGUGGUGUCCGUAUCGAUGUAAGGAUGAAUCUCCAAAGGGACCAACCUGCAUUGUUCUCCCUGAAGGUUUCUGCAACAUCAGAGGGGUCAUACCACUGCAAGGCGACAACUAAAAGAAGCACAGGAGUCAGCAACAGCAUCAGGCUGAGUGUAGUCACUCCAGCAUCAAAUACCAGAGUGACUUCUGAACCCUUCCCCCCAGUUGCAUAUGAGGGGUCACGCGUCAUCCUGAGCUGUGAUGUUGCAAAGGGUUCCCACCUCUCCUACACCUGGUUUUUCAACAAGCAGGAAGUAACAUCUUCAGUCUCUCCCUUCUUCCACCCCACUGGGAACAAGCUAGUCAUGGAGAUGGUGACUCCAGAGCAUGCUGGGUGGUAUUACUGUGAGGCUUGGUCCAUUGUGCAGGGCAAUAAGAGGGUUUCUAGCAGCACAGUGGUCCAGGUGACAGUUAAAGUUUACAUUUCAAAACCAAAGAUCUCCUUCUCCAUCUCCAAAGUGGGAGCCAGCUACUUUGGCAAUGUGACCUGCUGGUCAUCAAGAGGGAGUCCUCCAGUUAACUUCUCCCUUUCACUAGAUGGCAAAGAAGUGGGGUCUGAAACAGCAAAUGAAUAUCUCUCAGCCUGGUUUCCUGUCACCAUGACGCCUGGGAUGGACAUGGGCGUGGCACAAUGUUGGGUGAAAACUGAGCUGCAGGAGUUGAUGAGUGAGCCUCUGACUCUGGAAGUGGUCCCAGUCGGAGGUGACAUGAAAGUGAAGGUGGAAUAUCUGUACAGAGCUGACUCCACACUGGCCGCCACCAGGCUACACUGUCAAGUCAGCAGAGGAACAUUCCCUUACAUCUCCUGGCUCUUGAAUGACUCUGUCCUUCCCUCUAAGAUGCAUGUAGACUCUUAUAUUCAGCCUGGCCUACCUCACUAUGUUCUCACAAACCUUAGCCGAACUCUCAUUCUUAGUGAACUUGGCCAAGAGAACACUGGGUAUUAUCGCUGCAGGGCCAGGGACAGCUACAAUGAUUCUGGGCCCUGGGUGGAGAGUGCAGCUGUGCUGGUCCCAGUCACAGACAGAAUCUGGAACUGUUUGCCUCAGGCACCAUCUUCCACUGAAAUCCAAUCACAUGCUCUCUUAGCCACCAUAGAGGUGAUUACCGUGGUGUUCUGCUGCUUCCUUCUUCUGAUGCUGGCAGCGGGCGGAGUCUGUGUUUACAGGAUGUUUGACCAUCAGCAAGCUCUUACUCACACUGCUGUGAUAAACUCUGAUGAAGUUCCUCAGUCUGCGCCCACGUUCCAGUCAGGAGGUAGGCCCAACACAUCCUCUACAGACUGUGAUACCCAGGAUCAGAUUGAAGAGAUCACAGUAUGAAACAUGAGAAACCUGCACCUAUCAUCAAACUGACCCCCUCUUCAUGGAACCUGACACUAUUUCAUUUAAAAAUCUGCAGCUAUUUUUGUUGGUGCUCUGCAAGCGCUGGUGGAACCAUAUUUUUCAGCA
Molecule: messenger RNA, 1722 nt
Organism: Monopterus albus (swamp eel)
Lineage: Eukaryota; Metazoa; Chordata; Actinopteri; Synbranchiformes; Synbranchidae
Product: Fc receptor-like protein 5
Exons: 11
Coding region: 43-1593 (516 amino acids)
Source: RefSeq, a predicted model, not a curated record